AUGCCUGCGACUGCAAAAUUACAUCGUUCAGAAUCACUCGGACCAAAUUUGCAAUCUCGUCUUGAAGCACUUGAAGUCGCGAUGGGUGUACGUCUCAAUGUAGCUAAACGACAAGGACGCCAUUCACUAUCAAAUACUGCAAGUUCUUCACCAAUGCAACUUUCUCCUACUUCAUCAUCAACAACGACAAUAAACGCAAGUUUAUCUAAUUCACUUUCAAUAUCAACUCGUCAUAAUAUUCCACUACGUACUGGCCAAGGUGUACAACGAUCGGCUUCAUCAUGUGAUGCUGAAAAUCGUCCCGGUCCUAUAAAACGUCUUAAACCGUCGUGCCCUAACGAAAACUCAUCAGUACUAUCAACAUCAUCAACUGUUGCUGCUAUUGCAACUAUAAAAAAAUAUCCACCAUCUGUUCGCCGGCCAUUACCAAUACCAAAUAUGACACCAACGCGUCCAAAUCAAUCUAAACAAUCGACUCCAAUUAAACAACGUUCAUCACCAAUGGAUACAUCAUCACCACGUUUAUCACGUUCAUCAACAGCAAGUAGUAAUAGUUCAUCAAAUAGUUCAAAUUAUCGAACGCCCAUUGGUAGUAUUUCACCCAAAAUUCCUGCAAGUCCAUUACCAAAACAAUCAUUAAACAGUUCAACUCCAAAUAAAUCAGUCGCGCUUUUACGUAAAAGAGCACUAUCUACAUUUGGUGAACAAUUUUCUGAUGAUAUAAUUAAAAUAAAUUUACUAUGGAUUGAUUUGAAAGAACUCGACGAUGACAGCCGUUCGGAAGUUAUUUUACAAUUUGGUUCAAUAGAAAAUUUUCUUCGUGAACAAAAUUUAUUCUUUACAACACAACAACAAUUAAAACUCGCAUCGAAAAACAAGACGAUAAUUAAUCGAUCACGUUUGCAUUUAUCUAUUAUGAAGAAGGAUCGACUAGAAUUACUAUAA
Molecule: messenger RNA, 945 nt
Organism: Rotaria socialis
Lineage: Eukaryota; Metazoa; Rotifera; Eurotatoria; Philodinida; Philodinidae
Source: the annotation of a GenBank genome assembly